AUGAUAAUGAUAUCAAAAAGUAUAAAACAUAUAAGAAUAAUACCUAAAGGUUUAACAUAUCCAAUAAUAAAUAUCACACCAAUAAGAUAUAAUACUACUAAAAUUCUUAAACCUUCAUCAUUUUCAUUCCCUUCAAAUUCUCCACCUCCACCUUCUUCACUUAAAUCAAAUCAGAAUCAACAACAACAACAACAACAACAAGAAGAAGUUGAGAAAUUUAAAGAUGAUUUUAAAUAUACUAGAUUAAUUCAAGGUAAAACAGAUUUACAAUUAGGUAUAACUGAAAGAGCAAGUGAUAAAUUAAAUCAAAUUAAAAAAGAUGAUAAUAAUGAAAAUUCAGGUUUAUUAAUUAAAGUUGAAAGUGGUGGAUGUCAUGGAUUUCAAUAUAAUUUAAAAUUAAUUGAUAUUUCAAAAGAUUUAAAUCCACUGGAUGAAAUUUUUAUAUUUGAAAGAAAUGGUGGGAAAGUUAUUUUAGAUGAAUCAAGUUUAAUGAUUUUACAAGAUUCUAAAGUUGAUUAUACUAAAGAAUUAAUAGGUAGUCAAUUUAAAAUUGUUGAUAGUCCUUAUACUUCAAGUUCUUGUGGUUGUGGAAGUUCAUUUGAUUUUGAUUUUGAUAAAUUACAAGAGAAAUCAAAGUAG
This is a messenger RNA of Candida tropicalis MYA-3404, 639 nucleotides long. RefSeq names its product Isa2p (gene ISA2). Gene Ontology annotation, cellular component: mitochondrion. The transcript has a single exon. Bases 1 to 639 code for a protein of 212 amino acids. Gene Ontology annotation, biological process: iron-sulfur cluster assembly. The record is from RefSeq and is a predicted model, not a curated record. Gene Ontology annotation, molecular function: 2 iron, 2 sulfur cluster binding; 4 iron, 4 sulfur cluster binding; iron ion binding. Lineage: Eukaryota; Fungi; Ascomycota; Pichiomycetes; Serinales; Debaryomycetaceae.